Messenger RNA from Paramecium pentaurelia, 554 nucleotides. Lineage: Eukaryota; Ciliophora; Oligohymenophorea; Peniculida; Parameciidae. The record is from the annotation of a GenBank genome assembly.
AAUGGCUGAGACUAUUGAACCUUCUGCUUACUUCUUUGGAUAUAUUGGUGUUGCAUCUGCAGUUGUUUUUGCCAGUAAUUCUAUAUUUUAUUGUAGAUUUGGGAUCAUCAUAUGGUGCCACAAAAUCUGGAGUCGGAAUCUGUUCUAUGGGUGUUUUAAAACCAGAUUUAAUUAUGAAGUCUGUUAUUCCAGUUGUCAUGGCUGGUAUUUUGGGAAUUUAUGGGAUGAUUGUUGGUGUUAUUUUAUAAGGAAAAGGUAUUGAUAUUUUAUAUAAUAAAUAGUUUCAUCAAUAACAGCAGCAUCAGCAUCAAAAUAAGGAUAUGCUUAUUUAUCUGCUGGAUUAUGUUGUGGAUUAAGCUCUUUAGUAAGAUAUAUUUAUUUUACAGAUUUUAGGCUGCAGGAUUAUCAAUUGGAAUAGUUGGUGAUGCAGGAGUCAGAGCUAAUGCUUAAUAAGACAGAAUUUUCGUAGGAAUGAUUUUGAUUUUGAUUUUUGCAGAGGCUUUGGCAUUGUAUGGACUUAUUGUGUCCUUGAUUUUAUCAUAAACAUCAUGAGU